UCCAGUGGUAUUACCCCUAAAUAAAACAUUAGGGAAGUGAUUUAUCGUAUGGUGGGUGAAGUAACAACGAUUAGGGGUGGAAAAGCCCGCUGGUCGGGAUCUUCAAGAUGAACAGCGAUGCAGGGCUCUUGAAGCCUUCUGGAGUUGGUUUGGGAUGUGUGUUCAAAAAUUGGGAUGGAAAAUUUAUGGGAGCACUGGCAGGAAAGGAGAUGGGAAGUUGCAGACAGGUGGAGGCGGAAGCUAGAGCCAUCGUACUCGGAUUGAAAGAAGCUAAUCGAAGAGGUUGGAGUCCCUUGAUUGUGGAAUCAGAUUGUCUAAAUUUGGUGAAGCUCCUGGAACGUGAUGAAGAGCAUCGUACUGAGCUGGGAGUUUGGUGCAAAGAGAUAAGGAAACUGGCCGAAGUCAAUUCGUAGAUGUAUGGUAAGUAGGUCGAGUGGGCCUAUGUGCCAAGAAAGUUCUAUUCAGUGGCCCACCUGGCUCCUCAAUGGAACCAUAAGUUUGUUUGGAAUGACUGUCCACCCAGCUCAAUUGGGAGUUUGUUAGAGGCAGAAAAAGCCCAGAACUUUGAGAAAUAUAUGACAUGGCUUCCUAUAUAAAAAAGAAAAUGAUAUCGAAAUCCUUGCUUUUUCCUGGUGCUUCGUCAAUGGCAACCGUUGUCGCUGGAGCUUUGCUAUAUGCUGUUGGUGACGACUGCUCAUGGGCUUCGCUGUUUGGUCACCUAGAAGCGUAAAAGCGUGAUUUUGACUACACUGGAUUACAAUAUUAAGAACCAGAGUUUGUGAAUGGGCCAUUUAUUCCCAAGUAAGUUGUCGAGGAGGGAUCAAAGUGAUGGACUAACAGUUUAGUGGGACAAUUCCUUCCGACACCGCUGUAAAUUUCUUCACUCUAAUACAGGGAAACUAGUUAU
This is a messenger RNA of Linum trigynum, 907 nucleotides long. The record is from the annotation of a GenBank genome assembly. Lineage: Eukaryota; Viridiplantae; Streptophyta; Magnoliopsida; Malpighiales; Linaceae.